Cololabis saira (Pacific saury) is the source of this 6175-nucleotide messenger RNA. RefSeq names its product neuroblast differentiation-associated protein AHNAK-like. Gene Ontology annotation, cellular component: nucleus; cytoplasm. The transcript is spliced from 5 exons. Gene Ontology annotation, biological process: regulation of RNA splicing. The record is from RefSeq and is a predicted model, not a curated record. The coding region runs from base 165 to 5768 and encodes 1867 amino acids. Lineage: Eukaryota; Metazoa; Chordata; Actinopteri; Beloniformes; Belonidae.
GACUCUCAGACUCUCAGACUCUCAGACUCUCAGACUCUCAGACUCCCAGCAUGGACUGACGUCUCGGCUUCAGCUCCAGCGGCAGAAGAACCUGCUCCAGUGGAAGCCACGGUGUGACAGAUCCUCAGGCUUUGUGAAAGAUACGCCACUCAUCGUCAAGCACCAUGCCGGCCCACCGCAGGGGGCGGAGCCUCUCCGAGGCGUUGACCCUGGAGGAGUCCGAGCAGGGCGGCCUGGUCAUCUCCGGGAUCAGCAGCCCCGCACACAACCAGGACCUGAAGGAAGGGGAUGAAAUUUUAGGCGCAACAAUAAAUUUUGAUCAACUGUCAAAAGAGGAGGUGCUAAAAGUAUUGAAACUGAUGGAACCAUUUGAUGACAAAAUCCACGUCCUCACUCGGGGCGGCCUGAGCAAGAGUGUUGACAAUUUGGACCAGCGUGGACGGAGUCCUGAGGCGAUGCUGAAGGAUUCCUACAGUAAACUCUACAAUGCCAAAGUAAGGAAGUUUAUGAAGGGUGACUCCUCUGGGGAGGAGAGUUCUGCCUCAUCCACGAUUGGCUUCAAACAUGACACGGGGUUGCCUCGUCUUGGAGUUGACUUUGGACUCCUGAAAUCAAAGACGGAUGCUGAUGCUGAUCCACAAGCUGAGGCCAGAGAAUUAACAUACGGCAGCAAUAUGAACCUUCCACCAAUGGGCCUUGGAUUGAAUGAUAUUGCUCUACGUGAUUCUGAUGUCCCGGGAGCAAAAAUUAAUAGACGAAGCCCGCAGCUCAAUGCUCCAGACUUCCCUCUAUCUGGGACAUCGCCAGAUUGCUCAGAUAUUGACACUACAGCUGCCAUGCACUUGCCAAGUGCUUCAGAUGACUUGACUAAAGAGUUCAGGAAGGAAGACAUCACAGGUGUAUCUGGAAAAUACAAGGCUCCCAAGUUUGUGAUGCCCAAAUUUGAUUUACCAGACAUUCCAGUGCCAGACCUAAAUGGAGACUUGGGGCCACCAGAUGUGCAGCUGACCGCACCAGAUCUUAAAGGUGGAAUAGUGCUCCCAGAUACUGCCUUAGGUGUGCCAUCAAGUGACCUGGAAAUCAGAAGCCCAUCUGGAAAACUCAAAAUGCCGAGAGGUCAAUACAGGAGUGAUACAGGAGUAAAUAUACCUGACCUAGGCGUUUCUGGUCCCAGUUUCAAAGCUGGAAUAAAUUCACCAGACACAGAUCUGCCUAAGGCAAACAUUGAAACUCCCAAAUUGGGCUUCAAAUCCCCAGAUGUCAACUUAGACAUGCCAUCAGGGAAACUGAAAAUGCCCAAAUUCAGCCUCCCACACCUGAAAGGACCUAAACUUGAUGGCAACUUGGAUGGGCCAGACAUAAAUGUAAAUGCACCCAAUAUGGACUUCAAAGGUUCUAAACCUGACCUAGAUAUAGAUACACCUGACCUAGGUAUUUCUGGUCCCGAUCUUGGUGCCGGCAUAAAUCUGCCUAAGGUAGACCUUAAAACCCCCAAACUGGACUUCAAAACCCCAGAUGUCAACUUAGACAUGCCAUCAGGGAAACUGAAAAUGCCAGAACUUCAAGGUCCAGACUGGGAUGUUGAUGCUCCAUCAGGAAAAUUGAAAAUGCCCAAAUUUAGUCUUUCAGGUACAUUGCCAAAAAGACCAAAUCUGGAUUUGGAUGCAGAUCUGAAAUCCCCAGAUUUGCAUCUAAAAGCUCCAAAGAUAAAGGGUAAAAUGAAUGCCCCAGAUUUGGACUUGCCAAACAUGGACCUUAAAGCUCCCAAUUUAGAUGUGAACACUCCAGAUGUCAACAUUGGCUCACCAAAAACAAAGUUGAAACUUCCCAAAUUUAAAAUGCCCAAAUUCAGCGUCCCACACCUGAAUGGACCUGAAUUUGAUGGCAACUUGGAUGGCCCAGACAUAAAUGUAAAUGCACCCAAUAUGGACUUCAAAGGUUCUAAACCUGACCUAGAUAUAGAUACACCUGACCUAGGUAUUUCUGGUCCCAGUCUUGGUGCUGGCAUAAAUCUGCCUAAGGCAAACCUUAAAACUCCCAAACUGGACUUCAAAACCCCAGAUGUCAACCUAGACAUGCCAUCAGGGAAACUGAAAAUGCCAGAACUUCAAGGUCCAGACUGGGAUGUUAAUGCUCCCUCGGGAAAACUGAAAAUGCCCAAAUUUAAUCUUUCAGGUACAUUGCCAAAAGGACCAAAUCUGGAUCUAAAUGCAGAUCUGAAAUCCCCAGAUUUUAGUCUAAAAGCUCCAAAGAUAAAGGGUAAAAUGAAUGCCCCAGAUUUGGACUUGCCAAACAUGGACCUUAAAGCUCCCAAUUUAGAUGUGAGCACUCCAGAUGUCAACAUUGGUUCACCAAAAACAAAGCUGAAACUUCCCAAAUUUAAAAUGCCCAAAUUCAGCCUCCCACACCUGAAAGGACCUGAAUUUGAUGGCAACUUGGAUGGCCAAGACAUAAAUGUAAAUGCACCCAAUAUGGACUUCAAAGGUGCUGGCAUAAAUGUGCCUAAGGUAGACCUUAAAACUCCCAAACUGGAAUUCAAAACCCCAGAUGUCAACUUAGACAUGCCAUCAGGGAAACUGAAAAUGUCAGAACUUCAAGGUCCAGACUGGGAUGUUGAUGCUCCCUCAGGAAAACUGAAAAUGCCAAAGUUUAAUCUUUCAGGGACAUUGCCAAAAGGACCAAAUUUGGAUCUAAAUGCAGAUCUGAAAUCCCCAGAUUUUAGUCUAAAAGCUCCAAAGAUAAAGGGUAAACUGAAUGCCCCAGAUUUGGACUUGCCAAACAUGGACCUUAAAGCCCCCAAUUUAGAUGUGAACACUCCAGAUGUCAACAUUGGCUCACCAAAAACAAAGCUGAAACUUCCCAAAUUUAAAAUGCCCAAAUUCAGCGUCCCACACCUGAAAGGACCUAAACUUGAUGGCAACUUGGAUGGCCCAGACAUAAAUGUAAAUGCACCCAAUAUGGACUUCAAAGGUUCUAAACCUGACCUAGAUAUAGAUACACCUGACCUAGGUAUUUCUAGUCCCAGUCUUGGUGCUGGCAUAAAUCUGCCUAAGGCAGACCUUAAAACUCCCAAACUGGGCUUCAAAUCCCCAGAUGUCAACUUAGACAUGCCAUCAGGGAAACUGAAAAUGCCAGAACUUCAAGGCCCAGACUGGGAUGUUAAUGCUCCCUCUGGAAAACUGAAAAUGCCCAAAUUUAAUCUUUCAGGUACAUUGCCAAAAGGACCAAAUCUGGAUCUAAAUGCAGAUCUGAAAUCCCCAGAUUUUAGUCUAAAAGCUCCAAAGAUAAAGGGUAAAAUGAAUGCCCCAGAUUUGGACUUGCCAAACAUGGACCUUAAAGCUCCCAAUUUAGAUGUGAGCACUCCAGAUGUCAACAUUGGUUCACCAAAAACAAAGUUGAAACUUCCCAAACUAAAAAUGCCCAAAUUCAGCCUCCCACAUCUGAAGGGGCCUAAAUUUGAUGGCAACUUGGAUGGGCCAGAUAUAAAUGUAAAUGCACCCAAUAUGGACUUCAAAGGUUCUAAACCUGACCUAGAUAUAGAUACACCUGACCUAGGUAUUUCUGGUCCCAGUCUUGGUGCUGGCAUAAAUCUGCCUAAGGCAAACCUUAAAACUCCCAAACUGGACUUCAAAACCCCAGAUGUCAACUUAGACAUGCCAUCAGGGAAACUGAAAAUGCCAGAACUUCAAAGUCCAGACUGGGAUGUUAAUGCUCCCUCAGGAAAACUGAAAAUGCCCAAAUUCAGCGUCCCACACCUGAAAGGACCUAAAUUUGAUGGCAACUUGGAUGGACCAGACAUAAAUGUAAAUGCACCCAAUAUGGACUUCAAAGGUUCCAAACCUGACCUAGAUGGGGAUUUUUCUGGUCCUUUUGGGAAAUUUAAAAAGCCAAACUGGACCUUUCCUGAUGUAGGGUUUUCUAGUCCAGAGUUGGAUGAGCCUAACCUCAACCUGAGAUCCCCUGACCUCGGUAUCCCUGGUGCUGGAGGAAAUGCACCAGACAUAAAUAUGCCAAAGAUGGGCUUUAAAACUCCCAAACUGGACCUCAAAACUCCCAAAGUCAACAUGCCGUCAGGGAACAUGCCAAAGAUAAAAGGUGAGAUCAAUGCUCCUGAUCUAAACUUGCCAAACAUGAACCUUAAAGCUCCCACGUGGGAUGUGAAAACUUCUGAUGUCAGCAUUGGCUCACCAAAAACAAAACUGAAAAAGCCUAAAGUGAAUGUACCGAGCCUAAAAAGCCCUGAAAUUGAUGGUAAUCUUGAUGGCUUUGAAGUUCCAGAUGUUGACUUUGGAGAUCCAUCAGGAAAACUUAAAAUACCCAAUUUUAAAUUUCCCGAUGUUGGACUUUCUGGACCAAAGUUGGACAGCUCAGAACUUGAUCUCAAUUUACCAGAGCCUAGGGUGCAGUUAGGAAAAGGAUUGAAAUUAGACCCAGAUUCCUCCGACAUGAGUUUACCAACUAUGGAUAUCAAAGGCUCCAAAACUGGCUUUGAAGUACCAGAUGUUGAUUUCAGCAGCCGAUCAGGGAAAUUUAAAAUGCCACAUUUGAAAAUUCCUGAUGUAGGAUUUUCUCGUCCAAAGUUGGAUAGCCCGAAUCUUGAACUCAGUUCAGCAAAUCUUGAUGCCCAGUUACCAAAAGAACCAACUUGGAAGUUAAAUUCAGAUGUAAAAGCUACCGAUUUUAGUGUCAAGGCUCCAAAGAUGAAAGGUGGACUUGAUUCACCUGAGCUGGGCUUGCCGCACCUCAAAGCUCCCACGCUGGAUGUGAACACUCCAGAUGAUCUACAAAUAAAUGGUAAAUUAGGGCAACCACACAUGAAUAUUGGCCCUCAAGUCAAAGGAGAUUUAAGAGGUCCAGACUUUGAUGCAAAUGGUCCCUCAAUACAUGGUCAUCAGACUGAUAAUAAUUUGGCAGACAGAAAAUUUAAACUCCCCUCUUUCAAGAUGCCUGAGUUUGGAAGUCCAGACCUUAAAAAUGUAGGGUCUGAUGUUGACUUUGGCACACCACUGAGGUCAACAAACUUUGAUAUUUCUCCUCCAAAUGCAAAACUGAACAUAAAACCUGGAGAGCCGACGGCAAGAAUCACAGGUCCAAGGGUCAGUCCAAACAUGGGUGGCACCAUUCCCAAAGCUACAAUGCGUAAUCCACAGCCGCAUCUCCAAUCCCCAGAUCUUAACCUUGACAAUCCUUCACUGAAAAGAUUCUCCAAUGAGUAUCACGGAUCAAAUAUGAAAAGUAUGAGCAUGAAAAAGCCUGACCUGGACAUAGAUAAUCCCAUGAGACUUCAUACUAGUAGAAACUCUCCCGGAGCCAAAGUAAGGUCCAGCUACCCUGCAGUGGAUUAUGCUUUGAGGCAAGACAUUGAUUUCAGUCGUGCAGACCUCAACAUAGAUGAUUUCACAGAAAGAGAUCACGUGCUUAGAGCCAGGGGUUCAAAACUGGACCUGCAGGAACCACAACUCUAUGGUGAUGUGACUGGUAACGUCGACAUGAGGAACUCCAGAAACACCGGGCGAAGUCCAGCGGGCAACAAUGACCACAGGGUUCACUUGCCAAGUUUUUCCCAAAGUUCUCCAUUAAGGGUACCUGACGGUUCAGGUGGAUACGUCGUCACUGUUUUCCCAACCAAAACUGAAAGUCCCAAACUUCCAAACCGCAAAUACAACACGAUAGGAAGGCUGGACUUUCAACCAGGAAACCUGGACCUUGAGGUUCCAAAUCAAAAUGAUCUAAACCAAACAACAUUCUUUUUAUCCAACUUUGUAUAACCCCAUGUAUAUUUAGUGUGGGUUUGGUUGAAUUAUUUAUUGUGAUUGUUUCUAUUUUGUAUGCUUUAUAAUUUGUAAGGAAAUGUUGUUUUGCCUUAUUUGUUUUUUUUUUUUAAUAAAAAUACCCAGAUUAUAACUAUGCAGUCUGGCAAAUUCUUGCACUUAUUUUAUAAAGGAAAACAUUUGUAUAAUUUGUAACAUUUUAAGCUUAUUCCAAGCAAUGCUCGUUUGAAAGAAGAUUUUUUUGUUUUUGUACAUUUUGUUAAAACUGAAGGAGAAACAUGUAUAGAUUUAUUGGUAAUUAUUCAAAGAUCAAAGGAAUGGAGACUUUUUAUUUAGUUUUAGAAAACUAAACUGUAAGAUAUUCCAGUCUCUUAUAUCUUACUUUUUAAUGGAAUAUUUCAACU